Messenger RNA from Cydia amplana, 1686 nucleotides. Its product is annotated as xylulose kinase. The transcript is spliced from 11 exons. Gene Ontology annotation, cellular component: cytosol. The record is from RefSeq and is a predicted model, not a curated record. Bases 74 to 1660 code for a protein of 528 amino acids. Gene Ontology annotation, molecular function: D-xylulokinase activity. NCBI's taxonomy places the organism in Eukaryota, Metazoa, Arthropoda, Insecta, Lepidoptera, Tortricidae. Gene Ontology annotation, biological process: phosphorylation; D-xylose metabolic process; xylulose metabolic process.
AGCGGUGCGAAGUGGUGAACACACCCGCUCCCGAACGCACCUAGGUAGUAUAGUUCACUUUGGCUGUCAAAAAAUGACCGAAGUCACACGGAAGAAAACUUUUUUGGGUUUUGAUUUUAGUACACAGAGGCUCAAGGCACUAGUAAUAGAUGAGGAGUAUGGAAUAUUGCAAGAGGCCGAUGUUGAAUUUGAUGUUGAUCUUCCAGAGUUCAGGACUGCCGGUGGGGUGCGGCGAGGGGAGCAGGGUGAGGUGACGGCACCACCACUAUUAUGGGUCAAGGCCCUUGACAUGGUGAUGGACAGGCUCAUAGUUGCCGGAGUAGACUUCUCCACUGUUGAAGCACUGUCUGGUGCUGCACAGCAACAUGGCUCAGUAUGGUGGUCCAAAGAUGGUGAAGCCCGUCUCUCGAAACUGUCUUCCGAUGAGUUCCUGCACACGCAACUAGCCACUGCCUUUGUGGCUGACUCACCGGUCUGGAUGGAUUCCAGUACUGCAGUAGACUGCAGAGCACUAGAGGAGGCUGUUGGAGGUUCAGAGGUGCUCGCCAAAAUCACAGGUUCCACCGCCUACGAGCGUUUCACAGGCUCUCAGAUCCGUAAAAUGUUCCGCACGAAGCCCAGGGUAUACCAGGCGGCUUCGAGAAUAUCCCUAGUGUCUUCAUUCGCUUGUAGCUUGUUCCUGGGACGGAUAGCUGAGAUUGACCUGUCUGAUGGCUCCGGGAUGAAUCUGCUUGAUGUCCAUAGCAAGAGCUGGAGUGAAGAGUGCCUUAAGGCCUGCGGCGAUGAAACACUAGCAGACAAACUGGGUACUCCAGUACCCACGGCGAGCGUGCUAGGCACCAUCGCGCCGUACUUCGUGGAGCGAUACGGGUUCAAACCCGACUGCCAAGUGGUCGCGUUCACGGGCGACAACAACUCCGCUCUCGCGGGUCUCCGCCUCCGGCCUGGCUGGGUAGGCCUCAGCCUCGGCACAUCAGACACAAUCCUCCUCGGCCUCGACCAAGCGCAGGCCCCUCCCGCGGGACACGUCCUUGUGGGGCCAGCCGAGGCCCCUUACAUGGCCUUACUGUGUUUCGCCAAUGGGUCACUCACUAGGCAGAAUCAUAGGGAUAGGCUGGCUGGAUCUAGUUGGGACGCUUUCAAUGACCUUCUGAGAGCUACGGUUAGAGGAAAUAUGGGGUAUAUGGGUAUCUACUACGACACGGCAGAGAUCGUCCCGCGCUGCGCCCCGGGCCGUUGGCUGGUGGAAAGUGCCGGGCGCGCGGUGUCGGCCCCGGCGCCGCAGUUCGAGGCGCGCGCUCUGCUCGAGGGACAGGCGUUAGCGCGGCGAGCUCAUGCCGAGGAUAUGGGCUUCCAUUUAGACGAGAACUCCCGUUUGAUCGCCACGGGAGGUGCUAGUGUAAACAAGGAGCUGCUACAAAUUUUCGCCGACGUGUUCAACACGCCCGUCUAUGUUCAGAAGCAGCACGCGAAUGCCGCUCUCCUGGGAGCCGCUACUCGCGCCGCCGAAGUCUGGAGCGCUAACACGGGAGUCUCUCUUCCUGGUUCGGAACCCACGGUAGCCCCGGUAGCCACUCCAUACCCCGAUGCGGAGAAAAUCUACACGCCCAUGCUCGCCCGGUACCGCAAGAUGCUCGAAGACAUUCCUAAACUACAGUAACCGCUUACUUACACCUCACACCGUAU